Phycodurus eques (leafy seadragon) is the source of this 825-nucleotide messenger RNA. Its product is annotated as parvalbumin-2-like. The record is from RefSeq and is a predicted model, not a curated record. Gene Ontology annotation, cellular component: cytoplasm; nucleus. The transcript has 5 exons. NCBI's taxonomy places the organism in Eukaryota, Metazoa, Chordata, Actinopteri, Syngnathiformes, Syngnathidae. Gene Ontology annotation, molecular function: calcium ion binding. Bases 77 to 406 code for a protein of 109 amino acids.
GAAUCCGCCUCGGUGUUUUCACUCGCCUCAACGCAGGUCAAAGGUAAGGGGGGUAAAAAAAAAAACAACAUUUAAAAUGGCCUUCGCUGGUGUCCUCAAAGAAGCCGAUGUGAAAGCAGCGCUGGAUGGCUGCGCAGCCGCCGACUCCUUCAACUACAAGAGUUUCUUCAGUGUGUGCGGCCUGGCCGGCAAGUCUUUCGACGACGUGAAGAAGGCCUUCCAGAUCAUCGACCAGGACAACAGUGGCUUCAUUGAGGAGGAUGAGCUCAAGCUGUUCCUGAAGAACUUCUCUGCGUCCGCCAGAGCGCUCACCGACAAGGAGACCAGAGCCUUCCUCACCGCCGGUGACAGCGAUGGCGACGGCAAGAUCGGAAUCGAGGAAUUUGGUGCCCUCGUCAAGGCAUAAAGUCCCCCUGAACCAAGAUCCUCUUGAUUUCACGGUCCUCCUCCUCUUCGCGGGAUCCGGUAAUCAGCAGCUGAAAGAAUAUUUUUUUUGAUAGCUUAUCGAUGAGUUGCCUGGGGACUAUUUCGCAACACGGAUCACGUCUUUGCACUGCUCUGUGUGUGAAUGUUCGGAAACUUGUGCGAGUUGUACACCAUCUGCACUUUUGAGGCAGAGUGAAAAAACCGGGAAUAAAUACUCUUUUGGUGUAAAAAAAAUCAUCUCUCUGGUGGCCUGCUUGUUUGUGCACUGAUUGACAGUUAACACACACACACACAAGCCACAGUGAUGAUGUCGUUGGAAUGGGCUCGGGAAUUUGGCAGGGAAAAACGGCGCCCGCACCUGCCAGGCUUUUUGAAUACAGGAGGUUAAUAGUGGAAGUG